AUGCAAGUCAACGUAGGAAAAGGGGGCCCAGCACACGAGACGGCCCUCAAUCUAGCGUUUGAAAGAAAGACUGACAUCCUUCUCAUACAGGAACCCUGGAUUCACAGGAACUUAAGCCAACGCAUCUCCAAAAAGCAUCCAGCAUUCAACUGCUUUGCCCCAAUUGAAAAGUGGGACAGGAAGCCACGGGUCCUCACCUAUGUGCAUAAACACCCACAAAUCCAUGCUCAUGCAGUCCCAGGCCCCUGGGCAGAAAACCGGGACAUCCACAUGCUGCACAUACAGGCCUGGGGUCUACAGCUUCAGACAGUCAACAUAUACAAUGCACCCCCAGGCGCAGAGGAUCCUGGACAAGGUGUGGGCUGUCUUCUCUCCUGGUCUGUCCCAGCACUCCCGUUGCUCCUUGCUGGCGACCUCAAUAUCAAGCACCCCGUGUGGCAACCAGGAGUGCCUCCAAGCAGGUGGGCGGAACCAUUCCUGCAAUGGACCAUGAAUUUCAACUUUACUCUCACCAUGGACCCAGACACUCCCACACGAACUAUACAAAGAAGACGUGCACGCUUAGGCUACGCAGAUGAUCUAGGACUGCUUAGUGCUGGAACCACUCUUGAAGGGAAUGUUGUUACUCUCCAGGAGGAUUUCAAGUUGCUAAAUGAUUGGGCCAGCAAAGAAGGGCUGACAUUUGAUUUUGCCAAAACUGAGAUAGCACACUUCACACGGCGCAGAACCCUUUCAAACCCCUCAAUUGACCUUGAAACAACAUCUGGCACUCACUCUAUUACAGCAAAGGCAGUGAAAAGCUCCAUAAGAUAUCUAGGAAUCUGGCUAGAUAGAAAACUGAGCUUCAAGAAACACGUGGAGACCAUGGCGGCUAAGGCACGACAGGUGUCUAAUGGCAUACGAGCACUAAGCAACACAGCAAGAGGCGCCCCAGUACAACUGCUUAGACAAUCCAUUCAGGCCUGUGUGCUCUCUGUGCUCUGCUAUGGAGCAGAGGCCUGGUGGCCUGGAGCCACACGAAUGGAGAAGGGAAAGGAAAUCUCCAAUUGA
This is a messenger RNA of Paracoccidioides lutzii Pb01, 1050 nucleotides long. RefSeq lists its product as hypothetical. The record is from RefSeq and is a predicted model, not a curated record. The coding region runs from base 1 to 1050 and encodes 349 amino acids. The transcript is spliced from 2 exons.